Acanthosepion pharaonis is the source of this 690-nucleotide messenger RNA. The record is from the annotation of a GenBank genome assembly. Lineage: Eukaryota; Metazoa; Mollusca; Cephalopoda; Sepiida; Sepiidae.
AUGUUCCUUUUCCUUUAUAUCGUCGGCUUUCUUCAUUUCUGUCGCCGUCUUUCUUCCUUUACUCGCCAUGUUUUUAUUUAUUUUUUUUCGGCAUCAUUCUUCCUUUCUAUCGUCUUCUUUCUUACUUUCUCUCGACAUCAUACUUUCUUUCUAUUGUCUUUUUUCUUACUUUCGCUCGACAUCAUUCUUCCUUUCUAUCGUCUUCUUUCUUACUCGACAUCAUUCUUCCUUUCUAUCGUCUUCCUUCUUACUUUCUCUCGACAUUAUUCUUCCUUUCUAUCGUCUUCUUUCUUAAUUUCUCUCGACAUCAUUCUUCCUUUCUAUCGUCUUCCUUCUUACUUUCUAUCGUCUUCCUUCUUAAUUUCUCUCGACAUCAUUCUUCCUUUCUAUCGUCUUCCUUCUUACUUUCUAUCGUCUUCCUUCUUAAUUUCUCUCGACAUCAUUCUUCCUUUCUAUUGUCUUCCUUCUUACUUUCUCUCGACAUUAUUCUUCCUUUCUAUCGUCUUCUUUCUUAUUUCUAUCGUCUUCUUUCUUACUUUCUCUCGACAUCAUUCUUCCUUUCUAUCGUCUUCCUUCUUACUUUCUAUCGUCUUCCUUCUUACUUUCUCUCGACAUCAUUCUUCCUUUCUAUCGUUUUCUUUCUUACUUUCUCUCGACAUCAUUCAUCCUUUUUAUCGUCUUCUUUCUUAA